AUGGCCACCGGCUACCCUCCUCCCAACCAAACUGGCAACCCUGAUCCUCCUCCUAAGACCGCCUGCUCUUACCCUUCCGCACCGCCGCCCUCCCAGCCCUACGCCGACAAUUCUUAUUACCAAGACGAAACUCCUUUUUACAGCCGCCCCGCCUUUCUCCGCCCCUUUCUCAUCACAUUGGCCGUCGUCACUAUUAUCAUCUGUUCCAUCGUGCUCAUCCUCUGGCUCAUCGUCCGUCCACGUCCGCCCGUUUUCUAUCUCACCGCUCUCUCGGUCUCCAACUUCUCUAUGAGCAAAUCUCAACUCACUGCCAACUGGAACGCGCGCCUGCAAGCAUAUAACCUAAACAAGAAAAUGAGCGUCUACUACUACAACGUCGUUUCGGCGAUUAGCUACAACUCCGUGACCUUGUCAGUAACGCAAAUGCCGCCAUUCUUUCAAGUCAUCCGCAGUCAGAAGAAAUUGACCGCCAAGUUAACGGUGGUUGGUUCGUACAUUGGGGAGAAAGCGAUGAAUGUUAUAAAGCGGGAGAGGAGCCGUGGGUCGGUGAGGUUUGAUUUGAGGUUGGAGGCUUUUGCUAGUUUCAAAUACGGCAGCUGGAGGAUGAAGGUGAAGCGGGCCAAGAUUUUGUGUGAUAAUGUGGCCGUCAGUCUUUCGUGGUAUAGCGAUUCGGGGAACUUAAUGGGUGGUGCCAAGAAAUGUAGGGUUCAUAUUUAG
Messenger RNA from Mangifera indica (mango), 717 nucleotides. RefSeq names its product NDR1/HIN1-like protein 26. NCBI's taxonomy places the organism in Eukaryota, Viridiplantae, Streptophyta, Magnoliopsida, Sapindales, Anacardiaceae. Gene Ontology annotation, cellular component: plasma membrane. The coding region runs from base 1 to 717 and encodes 238 amino acids. The record is from RefSeq and is a predicted model, not a curated record. The transcript has a single exon.